AGCUUAUUAAUCUUUAUAAUCAAGGGUCUUUCAGUAAAUUAAAUUUUUGGUGUUUGUGUGGGUAGUGCAAUUAUCUCACCAUGCCUUGGACAGAGGAUAUCUUGCUUUUUGCAGUGGUUGUGAUGAGACUGAUUUCCUCUUUAAGGGCUGAUCUUGAGGCUUUUUCUGAAAUGGGUGCUGUUUAUGGAGCAGUCUCUGAAAACACAAUCCGUUUCGGCAAACUUUUAAUUGGCGCUCAAGGUACAGCAUCUGGCAAAGAAAUAAGAGCAUCUGCACUGAAAUCAGCAGAACAGUUUGAUGAAUAUCAGUCAAAAGAAGGGCAGUUCCGCCUUGCUGAAACGAAGCUGCAUCGUCUGGGUCCUUCAGUGCGCUGUGGAAAUGAUUCAAUGACCUUGCACAUUCCAGGGGCAAUAAGAACACCACACUUUCUGGUUGAUCGAGGAGAUCGGUCAACAGUGCCUCUGUCUGAAAUGCCAGCCAGCUGUGGUUUCUCACUGAAGCGGGCACGCAGAGAUGUUUCUCUUGUUGCUCCAUACCAGGGCUGCCAUGUCAGACGACAGGGUGGAAGUUAUAUUCUGCCACUGCUUAUAAUGGGGGCUCCAGUGCAAAUGUCUUGCCCUGUGAGUCCUCGCCUCCCUACAGUGUCCUGCUUUCCCUCUUCCAUGACUAUCUCACUUGGUGUCAGAGUAGAUGAUGUUCAAGUUAAAGUUGAUGGAUCAUGGCAGCCUUUGCUUCUAACAUAUUCUAAAUGCUCGUUCACAUUGGCGACUGUUGAUGGUUCACUGGUUGUCACUGCACCGUUCACAGGAAGCUGUUGGGAAGUGAAGGAUACUGAAAUGCAGCUCCCUUUGAUGUACGGUGACCGGGAAGUGACUCUUUCUUGUCCUGUGACUCCACCAACGCCGGCCCCAACAACCAUUGCUCCUACUGCUGCUCCUGUCCAGGACCCAUUGGACAGUCAACAAAUGUUCUACCCUUUCCCAUUUGGAGGACCCUGGUGGUAUCCUCAUUCUCCUGGUCACCCUGUACCUCCUACUGUGCCGCCGACUACAACGACAAUAAUGACGACGACGACGACGACUCCCCCUCCUGUUCAAGACCCCAUCCAACAUGUGUUCCCUCACAUGUAUCCCAUGUCAAUGUUUGAUCCUUCCUUUCAUUCUAGUGGUUCCACAGCACAAUGGCCCAGGUACCCUAUGUUUCCUCCCUAUAUGUACCAUUUCAGGAGCCCAGUUGAAGCAACCACUCCUGCAACAACUACACCUUCCACAACCACUGCUGCCCAGUUUGAGCAGUUUGCAGGUUAUCCUCCAAUGUACCAAAUGUACUAUGGGCCUCAACCCUUCAAGUCUUUUGUUCCUCCUGGUGUAAAAUACCCCUUCAUGCCCUAGCAUCCUCAAGAUCCAGUGUUUGCUGGAUCUCCUGCUCCGUCACCGUAUGGGUCUCACAGACAAUGUUAACGUGAGAUGAAUGAGUGCAGAGUUGCUUCAAAGUGGUUUAGAUGCUGAAAGAAAAUUUAGUGACCUUACUUUCUUUUCCAGGUUCACUUAAACCUAAUAAAGCUUCAUGAGACCCCAA
Ctenopharyngodon idella (grass carp) is the source of this 1578-nucleotide messenger RNA. RefSeq names its product synaptic defective enhancer 1-like. The transcript is spliced from 7 exons. The record is from RefSeq and is a predicted model, not a curated record. NCBI's taxonomy places the organism in Eukaryota, Metazoa, Chordata, Actinopteri, Cypriniformes, Xenocyprididae. Bases 81 to 1391 code for a protein of 436 amino acids.